AUGCGGAAUUUACAGAAGGACAAUGACGACGACAUUUAUGAAGGCUUCGACAACCCCAUGACUUCAGCGAUGCAGUACAUGAAUUUCGAGUCGGCGCAAGGCGUGUCAGCUCCUAUGCAAGCAGCAUCGAUUCUUCGGGCGCAAGAGAAACGUCUGGGUACAUCGCGAUUGGGGACUGCGGCUCAGCGACAAGGGACUGCUCGCAUGGGGACGGCUAUGAGAGGCUAUCAAGGAGGAGAAGAAGCCAGACCCAUGACCUCGAUCAGAGCUGCUGGUUACACUUCACAGGGAAAACCAGGGUCGGCAGGGAUGAAUGCGUUUGCGAGUGCCGGCGGAGGAUCGGCUCCUCCUCUGGAGAAGAAAGACGCUUCCUCGCCCGAGGACGAGGCAAGGGAGCUGGAGAAAAAGGUGAACAAGUUGUUAGAGGACAGUGCAAUAGCAAGGAGCGAGAACAAACUGCAGCUCGCCCUCGACCUGGCCAAGGAAGCAGCUCGCAAAGAAAGGCAGUUGGGAAAACUGAGGGAGCAGAAACAGCUCAUGGAUCAGAUGAACAUCGAUCUUACAUAUGCGGUUUACUUCAACCUCGCUAGCCAGCUGGAAGCAAACGAAUAUUGGCCUGAAGCUCUCAACUCUUACUCUCUCAUCGUCAAGAACAAGCAGUACGCGAAUGCAGGACGUCUGAGGAUCAACAUUGGCAACAUCUACUUCAAGCAGCAGAAAUAUCCAGCAGCUAUCAAGAUGUAUCGGAUGGCUCUUGACCAGAUCCCACACUCAGGAGAACACUUGCGGUUCAAGAUCAUGCGCAACAUCGGCAAUGCUUUUGUUAGGAUGGGAAAUUACCAGGAUGCGAUCAUGUCAUAUGAAGCCAGCAUGGAGGGAAAACCAGAUUUCCAGUCUGGCUUCAACCUCAUCGUCUGUUACUUUGCCUUGGGAGACAGAGAAAAGAUGAAGCGAAGCUUCGCAAAGCUGCUUGACAUCAAGGAUUCCAACUUUGGUGAGGAGAAUGAUGAUGAUGAGGCCAACGAAGACGAGGAUGAGGACGAAGCUGUGAUGGAGGAGGAUGAGCUGAAGAAAGCGCACAAGGAGUAUCGAUCAAAGGCGAAGCAUCUUGUGCUGCAGGCAGCAAAGCUCAUUGCUCCGAAGAUCGAGAAAGACUUUGUCGCUGGGUUUGACUACAUCAUCGAGAUGCUGCAGAAGAGCCAUAACUACAUGGACGUUGCGAGCGACAUGCAGAUCUCAAAAGCGAUCUACUUCUUGAAGCAGAAGAAUUCCAAAGACGCCAAAGACAGCCUCAUCGCAUUUGAAAAGCAAGACAACAACGAAAUCGAUGCCACGACCAUGAGCAGAGCUUACACCAACCUCUGCUUCAUCUACUUCCUGGAGGGAAACAUCAAGGAGGCAGAUAAGUACGGCACUAAAGCCAUUCAGUCUGAUAGAUACAACGCCAAGGCCCUUGUAAACAAGGGCAACUGUGAGAUGAACAAGGCCUACGCGUAUGAGGAGAAGGAGAAGUACGACGAAGCGAGAGAGCACUUCACCAUGGCCAAGGAGCUCUACAUGGAGGGCAUCGGGGUUGAGGCGGACUGCAUAGAAGCGAUCUUCAAUUUGGGUCUCUGCUGCAAGAGCAUGGCGCAUCUCGAGCACAUGCUUCAGAACGACUUGGACUACCAGAAGAACAUCCGGGCGGCCCUGCAGGCCUUCGAGAAGCUCUACUCCAUCAUGCCGGACUCCCCCGAGUGCAACUACAACAUCGCAGUCAUCUACGACGAGCUGCAGAAGACUAAGAAAGCCUCCGUCGCAUACCAGAGGCUCAUCGCCCUGGUCAAGACGGAUGCUGGCGUGCUUGCUCGCUACGGCAGUCUGCUGGCGAGAGAGGACGACGAGGCGGCGGCGUACGAGAACCAUCACGAGUCGUACAAGUUCUUCCCCGUCGACAUGGAGGUCAUCUCUUGGCUCGGCGCCUACUUUGUCAAGUCGGAGAUGUACGAGAAGGCCAUGGAGUACUUCCAGAAGGCCGCGCAGAUUCAGCCCAAGGAGGUCAAGUGGCGGCUCAUGGUGGCCUCCUGCUACCGGCGCAUCGGCUCCUACCAGCUGGCGCUGAGGACAUACGAGGAGAUUGAGAAGUCUCAUCCCGACAACCUCGAGUGCCUGAACUACCUGGUGAGGCUCUGCAAGGAGCUGGGGAUGAAGGACAAGAAGGAGGAGUACCAGAGCAAACUGGCCAGGGCCGAGCAGGAGCAGGCGAAGCUUGCGUCCAUGAGAACGAUGCAGGACGUGUCGAGCAUGCAUGCUCAGCAGGAGUUCAAUGGAGGAGGAAGCCGUCGGGACGAGGGAUAUGUAGGCUACGGAGAAUUCCAUGCUCGAGCACCGGAGACAGACUCGCUGAUGCAGCAGGGGCAGAUGGACGCGGCUGCUGAGGUUGCUCGAGCCGUCGCGGAGCGGCAGGCGGCAGGAGGAGCCAAGAAGGUGAUCAGCAAAGCCAAGAAGGAAGAGGACGACGACUGGGGCGACGAGGAGCUGGGAGAAGAUCUGCUGCCGAUGUGA
Molecule: messenger RNA, 2544 nt
Organism: Guillardia theta CCMP2712
Lineage: Eukaryota; Cryptophyceae; Pyrenomonadales; Geminigeraceae
Exons: 15
Coding region: 1-2544 (847 amino acids)
Biological process (GO): intraciliary transport; non-motile cilium assembly
Cellular component (GO): ciliary base; non-motile cilium; ciliary basal body
Molecular function (GO): kinesin binding
Source: RefSeq, a predicted model, not a curated record